AUGGGCACACUAAGGACACUGACUGUGACAGUCCUUUUCGUGUUCCUCUUUACACUGGAAUGGGCUUCAAGGGGCGUACAAGGAGGAACGAUAUCGAAGGUCGAGGGCCACCCGGCUUCAGGGAAUCGAUACGAUAAGAAAAGGAUCUUAAAAGAACUUCAACAAUACAAAGAACCUCCAGAUGAUAUCGUCAGGAGUAUGGCAUUUAAAGUUAAGCCACCACUCAACUUAGAUCACGAGUGGAGAAACUUCUGCUGGAACCAGUCUAUCCACGGGUCAAACAAAUUUCUAUGUCUGCCGUACUUCUACAUCGUCGGAUUCAGAAAAUGUGCCACGUCUGAUAUAUUUGAGAGGAUCAAUGUCCACCCUGAAUUGAACUUACCGUUUAGAAAGGAAACGCUAUGGUGGUCGUUUCGCCCCUUUUGGUCCUUCACGGAAUAUGCCGAUAUUUUCGGAGGAGUUACCUAUCCCCGGGGUAAAAAGGUUAUAAUGGGCGAUGCUGACCCAAACAUUGCUUUCAUGCACCGCCGCACAAGGGACCAUAUCAUCACGAAAGCUCAUAUUAUGAAGAUGUACACACCAGAUGUCCGGGUGAUAUUCAUGCUUCGUAACCCAACCGAUAGAAUGUAUUCCGAUUACCUGUACAUACGUGGGCUGGGUACUCGAACGGCAGGGGACUUCAACCGACGGGUCCUACGGGGUUGGUUCCAGUAUAAGCGGUGUUUUGCGGCCAAAUCAGUGAGGGAUUGCAUCUAUAACCAAAGGAAUAUGUUUUCCUCAGAUAGAAACCAGAUCCGUUUGUACCAGGGCAUGUAUAUCCAGUAUAUUUACGACUGGAUGCAGGUCUUCCCAAGGAAUCAGAUCCUGGUGCUUAGAUCAGAGGAUUUGUUUAGUGACGGCAAGAAGACAUUGAGUAAAGUCUUUGACUUUCUUGGAGUGGAUAAACUGAACGAUGAGGAAUUAGGUGCCAUUCUCGAGUUCCCGCUUGUCAACAGGAACGACGUGGUGAAGAAGUCAGCAGGACCGAUGUGGAAACAAACGAGAGAUCUCCUCAACAAAAUGUAUCGUCCGUUCAACGAAGCUUUAGCUGAAUACAUGCACGAUAAACGCUUUUUAUGGGAGGCUUAA
Lineus longissimus is the source of this 1128-nucleotide messenger RNA. RefSeq names its product carbohydrate sulfotransferase 15-like. Lineage: Eukaryota; Metazoa; Nemertea; Pilidiophora; Heteronemertea; Lineidae. The transcript has 7 exons. Gene Ontology annotation, molecular function: N-acetylgalactosamine 4-sulfate 6-O-sulfotransferase activity. Bases 1 to 1128 code for a protein of 375 amino acids. The record is from RefSeq and is a predicted model, not a curated record. Gene Ontology annotation, biological process: hexose biosynthetic process.